AUGGCAGUAACCGUCCUUCGCACGUUGACCUAUCGAUCAAGCACCAAUGACACCCGCAAAGUGGACUUCGAAGUCGACCCUGCCUACGAGCUGGAAGAGGUUAUUGGAGAGGGCGCAUACGGCAUUGUGUGCAGUGCUCUUCACAAGCCUAGCGGUCAACGGGUAGCCAUCAAGAAGAUCCACCCGUUUGAGUGGCCCAUGUUCUGUUUGCGCACUUUGCGGGAGAUUAAAUUGCUGCGUCACUUUAACAACGAAAAUAUCAUCUCCAUCCUCGACAUCCAAAAGCCACCCUCCUACGAUCAGUUCAACGACGUAUACCUCAUCCAGGAGCUGAUGGAGACCGACCUCAGCCGGGUGAUCCGGUCGCAGACUCUCACCGACGACCACUGCCAGUACUUUACCUAUCAGAUUCUGCGGGCCCUCAAGGCGAUGCACUCGGCCAACGUCUUGCACCGAGACCUGAAACCGGGUAAUCUACUGCUGAACGCUAAUUGCGACCUAAAGCUGUGUGAUUUCGGACUGGCCCGCUUGGCCAACAGCGGCUCGGAUAAUAGUGCUGGCUUCAUGACCGAGUACGUGGCCACCCGGUGGUACCGCGCCCCUGAAAUCAUGCUCACAAUGCAGCACUAUACCAAAGCAAUCGACGUGUGGAGCGUUGGCUGUAUUUUGGCCGAAAUGCUGGGUGGAGCGCCUCUGUUCCCCGGAAAAGACUACUGUGACCAAUUAAUGCUGAUUCUCGAAGUCCUGGGCUCUCCUACCCACGAGGACUAUUAUAGCAUCAAGUCGCAAAGGGCCCGGCAGUACAUCCAAUCCCUGCCCUUCCGCACUCCCAAGUCUCUGCGCUCCCUGUACCCGCAGGCAAACUAUCUGGCUAUUGAUCUACUGUCAAAAAUGCUGACUUUUUCCCCGGAGCGUCGCAUCACUGUCGAGCAGGCGCUCGAGCACCCCUACUUGGCCCAGUACCAUGACCCAAGCGAUGAGCCAACUGCCGCGCCUCUGCCUGCAGGGUUUUUCAGCUUUGAAAAACACACCGGACCCAACGGCAACAUAGACAUUCCGGUCCAAGAACUACGGCGGAUUAUUUAUAACGAGAUCGUCCACACUGCGAGCCCAGGACAGUACGAGUACUCUGGAAUGCCGCAGCCUUUACGAGUGAGCUAG
Molecule: messenger RNA, 1161 nt
Organism: Wickerhamiella sorbophila
Lineage: Eukaryota; Fungi; Ascomycota; Dipodascomycetes; Dipodascales; Trichomonascaceae
Product: Mitogen-activated protein kinase
Exons: 1
Coding region: 1-1161 (386 amino acids)
Biological process (GO): intracellular signal transduction; protein phosphorylation
Cellular component (GO): cytoplasm; nucleus
Molecular function (GO): ATP binding; MAP kinase activity
Source: RefSeq, a predicted model, not a curated record